AUGAAGCUGGAUUACUAUAGUGUUAUUGGCGGGCUGGGCUCGCUGGACAGGUCGCACAGUGUGGUGCUUGGGCCGCAGGAGCUGCGGGAGCUGGUGAAGAACACGGAGGAGAAUCGUUCGGACACGGCGCUGCCGGACCUGUACCGGAACAACAAGGAGCGUGUGAACAUACACGGGUACCUCGGUGGGCGCGUGGACAUGAAGGAAGUGUCUGAGAUGACGUAUGACCUGAACCACACGCUGCUGGGUGGCUACGUGCCCAGGCAGCAGCUCGAGACGCUGUGCAGCACGGAUUUCGCGCGGUACAUGCACAGAAAGGUGGACUGCGGUGACGCCAUGCAGGUAUACGAUACUUUUCUUGCAGACAACCACUUGGGGCUGGCACAGAGGCCGCGCAUACAUACACAAACAACACAGUCACCACAAGCACAAUCACAAGCACAAGGACAAGGAAUAGCACAACCAAUGCAGGACAAAAUACCACCUGUGCAGCACGACACACACGUAAGGAAGGUGGUCGUGUGCAAACGCUGCAGCGCCAGGUUCCUGGGACCAAGCAGAAUGAAGUCUCUCCGCAGACACAACUGCAAAGCUGCGAUAUAG
Messenger RNA from Nakaseomyces glabratus, 603 nucleotides. It is a transcript of the gene LDB7, whose product is annotated as Ldb7p. Gene Ontology annotation, cellular component: RSC-type complex. Gene Ontology annotation, biological process: chromatin remodeling. NCBI's taxonomy places the organism in Eukaryota, Fungi, Ascomycota, Saccharomycetes, Saccharomycetales, Saccharomycetaceae. The record is from RefSeq and is a predicted model, not a curated record.